This is a messenger RNA of Strongylus vulgaris, 336 nucleotides long. Lineage: Eukaryota; Metazoa; Nematoda; Chromadorea; Rhabditida; Strongylidae. The record is from the annotation of a GenBank genome assembly.
GUGUUUGCGGGACAUCUUACCAUGUCCAUACGUGCUGCAUUGCGCGCUGGAGGUUUAGUUGCCCUAGCUGGGGGUUCUUUUCUUCUCGGUGCCCAAUAUGGAAGCGAAUCUCCUUUCAAGAAAUUGCAUGCGGCAACCGCCAUAUCGCCAACUCCACAGUUACCGACUCUUCCAUUACUACCAACUGAAGACGCAAAACCUCUAGGAGAAUUUGGUCCAUCGAGAGCUUCGGAAAUAAUGCGAUAUGGAUUCCCAGGCUUUGACAACCUGCGAACUUUUGAGGACUUCGUGCUCUCAUAUGAUAGGAAGACAAGAACUGCACACUGGGUUGGUUAA